This is a messenger RNA of Populus euphratica (Euphrates poplar), 1883 nucleotides long. Its product is annotated as adenosylhomocysteinase. NCBI's taxonomy places the organism in Eukaryota, Viridiplantae, Streptophyta, Magnoliopsida, Malpighiales, Salicaceae. Gene Ontology annotation, cellular component: cytosol. Gene Ontology annotation, molecular function: adenosylhomocysteinase activity. The transcript is spliced from 2 exons. The coding region runs from base 121 to 1578 and encodes 485 amino acids. Gene Ontology annotation, biological process: L-methionine cycle. The record is from RefSeq and is a predicted model, not a curated record.
UAAUCCCCCCCUCUUCCUCUUCUCUACACUCGCUCUACCCUGCCCUCUCUUCUCAGCCGCAUCCUUUUCCCUUUUCUAAGAGAGUGAAAGCAAGAAAUUUCUUCUUCUCUUUCACUUACAAUGGCUUUGCUUGUAGAGAAAACAACAAGCGGUCGUGAGUACAAGGUCAAGGACAUGUCUCAGGCUGACUUCGGCCGUCUCGAAAUAGAACUGGCCGAAGUUGAAAUGCCUGGUUUGAUGUCCUGCCGUACUGAAUUCGGCCCUUCACAACCAUUCAAGGGAGCCAAGAUUACUGGUUCCCUUCACAUGACUAUCCAAACUGCUGUCUUGAUUGAAACUUUAACUGCCUUAGGUGCUGAGGUUCGUUGGUGUUCUUGCAAUAUUUUCUCCACUCAAGACCAUGCCGCUGCCGCUAUUGCCCGUGAUUCGGCUGCUGUUUUUGCAUGGAAAGGGGAGACCCUCCAGGAGUACUGGUGGUGUACUGAGAGAGCUCUUGACUGGGGCCCAGAUGGUGGUCCUGAUUUGAUUGUUGAUGAUGGCGGUGAUGCCACUCUCUUGAUCCAUGAAGGUGUGAAGGCUGAGGAGAUUUAUGAGAAGACCGGUGCUGUCCCAGAUCCAGCUUCGACUGAUAACGCUGAGUUCCAGAUUGUUUUGACAAUUAUUAGAGAUGGAUUGAAGUCUGAUCCUAAGAAGUAUCACAAGAUGAAGGAAAGAUUGGUUGGUGUUUCAGAAGAAACUACAACUGGUGUUAAGAGAUUGUAUCAAAUGCAGAUUAAUGGGACUUUACUUUUCCCUGCUAUUAAUGUCAACGACUCUGUCACCAAGAGCAAGUUCGACAACUUGUAUGGAUGCCGCCACUCUCUCCCUGAUGGUUUGAUGAGAGCUACUGAUGUCAUGAUUGCCGGCAAGGUUGCUGUUGUCUGUGGUUAUGGUGAUGUUGGCAAGGGCUGUGCUGCUGCCAUGAAGCAAGCUGGAGCUCGUGUGAUUGUGACCGAGAUUGAUCCCAUUUGCGCGCUUCAGGCUCUCAUGGAGGGUCUCCAGGUCCUGACCCUUGAAAAUGUUGUCUCCGAGGCUGAUAUCUUUGUCACCACCACUGGUAACAAGGACAUCAUCAUGGUUGACCACAUGAGGAAGAUGAAGAACAAUGCCAUUGUCUGCAACAUCGGUCACUUCGAUAAUGAAAUCGACAUGCUUGGACUUGAGACCUUCCCUGGCGUGAAGCGCAUCACCAUCAAGCCCCAAACUGAUAGGUGGGUCUUCCCUGACACCAAAUCCGGCAUCAUUGUCCUGGCUGAGGGACGUCUCAUGAACCUGGGAUGUGCCACCGGUCACCCCAGCUUUGUGAUGUCCUGCUCAUUCACCAACCAGGUGAUUGCCCAGCUUGAGCUGUGGAACGAGAGGAAAACCGGCAAGUACGAGAGGAAGGUCUAUGUCUUACCCAAGCACCUUGAUGAGAAGGUUGCCUCCCUUCACCUUGGCAAGCUAGGAGCUAGGCUUACCAAGCUCUCGAAGGACCAGGCUGACUACAUCAACGUGCCGGUCGAGGGUCCAUACAAGCCUGCUCAGUACAGGUAUUGAGAGAUGGAACUUGAGGAAAAACGUGAUUGGAAACGGCGCAAUUGUUUCUUUUGUAUUUUCAUGACGAUUUGUCCUAUAUUACUAGGCUUCAAUUUUUAUCCUAGGAUUUGUGUUGUGGUGGUGGGGAAGACAUGGGAGGAAAAGAAAUGAAACGGUCUAUCUUGAAGACCACAUGGGAUUAUGUAAUAAGGUUUUGGAUGGGGUUGUGUGGGAUAGUAUUUGUAGCUGUUGCCAUUUCAGUUUUCUUGCUGCAGCUUAUCUUAUUUUUAAUCAUGAAUAGAUUAAAAAAUAACCUUUUUGUUUCA